Molecule: messenger RNA, 1315 nt
Organism: Dendroctonus ponderosae (mountain pine beetle)
Lineage: Eukaryota; Metazoa; Arthropoda; Insecta; Coleoptera; Curculionidae
Exons: 8
Coding region: 167-1171 (334 amino acids)
Source: RefSeq, a predicted model, not a curated record
UAUAUGACAGCUGAAAAUUGUAAAGUUUGCGCGUUUGUUUACUGUUUAUAUUUUCAUUCGUAAAUCUUUUCGUAUAAACUACGGGGUUUUCCAAACGGCCCAAAUCAUCUUAGAAGAAUUGAGGUACCUUUGAAGGGUUUAGUUAAGUCUAGCUCAGAGCAAUUGAAUGGUAUCCAUUUCAGAGUCACAGCGUAGGAAAAUGAAGCACUACUGGUUCAAUAAGAGGUGCUGCGUUCCUGAAUGCCUCAACCUGUCCACCGAGGGCGAGGGCUGUUUCAAGGAAUAUUUCGAUUUGCCAGCAGAGCCUCAAGCUCGCCGAAAGUGGCUCUAUGCCAUUCUCACUGAGGAUGGAGAUGACUUGAAAGUCUGUGAAGACCACUUUAAAGAAGACGACGUCUUUCGCGACAAAAACAACCGGAAAAAACUAAGUGUGAAUUCAGUGCCUUCAAUGAAGCUUCCAACACGUAUCUGUGCGUGUUGUCUGGGCGCUGCAACACCAUCAGUUGGACCAACAGCGCCGCACCUGAAAGUUUGCAAAUGCAACACGCUAGCUGCGUUGAAGACGAUCCAAAAUCAUUCAAUUAAACGAACUCGCACUACUUGGACUGCCGAGGAAAAGCUUAUUCUCUUUAAAGCCAUAAAGAAUUAUGGGGACGUAAAAUUCCGGAGCCAUAACAUAAGAAUUAACUGGGCAAAUGUUGUUAAUCAUUGCAGAGCCAGUGGUUGUUUUGGAAAUGAAAAAGAGCUGAAAUAUGUGUGGCAGAACAUGCGAGCCAACGCUAUCAAAGUAUACAAAAACAACAUUUUUGGAUCCAAAUUAGAUCGGAAAGUGUCCAAAUUCCUUCAUGGCAUUGCGCCCAAAACACCCAAGCUCUCUAGCGAGACUGAAUGUGCAACAGUAAACAUGUAUGAGCUGGGCGAUAGCAAGCAGGAUUUGCAAAGUGAACCGGCACACCAACCUAUGCAAGAAAGUGCAUCUAAUGCAGCCCUUGAAUGCAGCACUGCAGCGACUGAUAUCAAGGAUGAAGAAGAACCUCACGACUGCUGCUCCGAGCAGGAAAGCGACGAAUACUACUCCAUAUCGGACGUGGAGGAACUUUUCCAAAUAAAAAUCCGGCCCAAUAAUGCCCAAGAGGUCAUAUCACUGCUUUCUUCAGAUGACGAGAAGUAGUUUCCCGAGUAAAUUUCUAUGAAAGUUAUAUACAUAUUCAAUAGUCGCUUAGUUGAUGUUUAAAGUUAAUUAUGUUGAUUUAACGUGUUCAUGUUUUGUUGGCCUAUUGCAAUAUAAAAAAAAUGUUACUAUCUAAGUGGAAAA